AUGCAUAAAGGCGAUGAUUUGGCAAAACAUGUGACAAACUUUUGUGAAACUGCUGCGAAACUCAAUGAUAUCGGCAUUGUAGUCCCACACGAAAUGCUAGUAACGUUACUUAUGAAUCCGAGGAAUUGUCACUUCAAAAAGGCAUUUCCUAGAAUUAACGAAGCAGUUAAUUACGGAACAAACAUGAUAAAUAAAAAUAGAUAUGAAGUACUAAGUUAUUUUCAAGAACAAGAAAUAAAUAUUGAUCAAAGUAGGUUAAUGCUGAUGAAUAAACCUAGAAGAAUUAUGGAAAGAAGACAAACUGAAAAUGGCAGAUAUAUACAAAUGAAUAACAGGAAUUUAAAACAAACAAGUGAAGAGAGAAAUUCACAAAGGCGUGAAUAUUGCGGCAAAAUUAUAGAAAUAGAAGAAAUUAGAAAAUCACAAAUAAUCCAUGAGGAGCUAGUUAAAAAACUGGGAGAAAAAAUAAGGAACAAAGAAUGUGAUGAUCUAGAGGAAGUUGUGAAUGAGAAAAACUCAGAGUUGAUUAAUGAUAAAGCAGUGGAAGAGGUAGUUGAUAAUAUUGCGCCCUUUGAAGUGGGUGAUGAUAUUGGUAAAUAUCUUAAAGGAAAUAGAGCAACAGGUUCGUCCGGAAAAGAAAUUCUACUCAAAAUUAUUAAUAAGUAUUGGCUGUCACCGAAUGAAAUUCCUGAUUGGAAUAAAUAUAGAAUUAUUUUAAUUAAAAAGAAGAGCAAUAAUUCUGAUGAUAGCAAUGCAUAUAGACCAAUUACUUUAGCGUCAUGUAUUGCUAAAAUAAAAGAUAGGAUGAUAAAAAGAAGAGUCGAGUGGUGGAUUGAAAACAAUCAGUUACUGCCCAAAAGCCAAUUUGGCUUUAGAAAAGGAUUAAGCACGCAAGAUAGUUUAAGUAUAUUUUCCACAGACAUACAUCUAGCUUUUUCAAGAAACACUUAUGUCGUUGCACUGUUUUGCGACAUAAAGCGUGCAUACGAUAAUGUGGUGCCGGGAAAAUUAGCAGGAAGUCUUGUACAUGCUGGCUUACCAGAAAAAUUGAUCAAUGCUAUGAUAUAUUCUACCUUCCAUAGAGAAAUCGUAGUUAAACCCAAUGAAAAUGCAAAGAUUGGAAGAGUUCUUCGACAGGGGCUACCUUAA
Molecule: messenger RNA, 1149 nt
Organism: Ctenocephalides felis (cat flea)
Lineage: Eukaryota; Metazoa; Arthropoda; Insecta; Siphonaptera; Pulicidae
Exons: 4
Coding region: 1-1149 (382 amino acids)
Source: RefSeq, a predicted model, not a curated record